Fonsecaea erecta is the source of this 2196-nucleotide messenger RNA. RefSeq lists its product as hypothetical. The transcript has 2 exons. The coding region runs from base 1 to 2196 and encodes 731 amino acids. Gene Ontology annotation, molecular function: microtubule motor activity; ATP binding; microtubule binding. NCBI's taxonomy places the organism in Eukaryota, Fungi, Ascomycota, Eurotiomycetes, Chaetothyriales, Herpotrichiellaceae. Gene Ontology annotation, biological process: mitotic spindle organization; microtubule-based movement. The record is from RefSeq and is a predicted model, not a curated record.
AUGAGUGUCCGAGUCGUCGCCCGUGUUCGACCUCUUCUCAAGACCGAACUCGAAAAGGACCAGAUCGUGACCAGCCACAACGGUCCCGACGGCAAGCCGACCAUUGUCAAGAUCCCCAACCCCAAGAACUUCGCCGAAGAGUACAGUUUUCAGUUCAACAGCGUCUACGAGCAGCAUGCCACGCAGCAAGAGAUAUUCGACGCCGAAGUUGCACCCACAGUCAAACACCUCUUUCUCGGUUACGAUGUCACCAUCUUCGCCUACGGCUCUACGGGGACGGGGAAGACUCACACAAUGCGUGGUGGAAAGUCACUCGCUGACCGAGGGAUGAUUCCGAGAUUGCUGAGCAGUAUCUACAGAAAGAGUCGGGCGAUUGAAAAGAGCGGCAGUGGAGAAACCGCCGUCGACGUGGCCAUGAGCUACUAUGAAAUCUACAACGACCGUGUCUUUGAUCUCUUCGAGGCACCCGAGAAGCGAACGGCUACUGGACUUCCCAUUCGAGAAGCUGAAGGUGGAAAGACCGUUGUCGUCGGCUUGACCGAGAUGCCCUGUGCCUCUCUGAAGGACUUCGAGGUGUUGUAUGACAAAGCCAAUGCAAAUAGAAGUACCGGCGCCACGAAGCUCAACGCCCACUCGUCACGAUCGCACGCCAUUCUUUGCGUCAAAGUGACCAUCACUACCCCGACGGAAACGCGAGUUAGCACAGCUUCGGCGAUCGACCUGGCGGGCUCGGAAGACAAUAGAAGAACGGGGAACGGAAAGGACAGGAUGGUCGAGUCCGCGAGCAUCAACAAGUCGCUGUUCGUCCUGGCCCAGUGCGUGGAGGCCAUCAGCAAGAAACAGCAGCGCAUCCCGUAUCGCGAGUCGAAGAUGACAAGGAUCCUUUCGCUGGGACAAAACAAUGGCUUCACGGUCAUGAUCCUCAACCUGGCGCCUGUCAAGGCCUACCAUCUCGACACGCUCAGCUCUCUGAACUUUGCAAACCGGACCAAGAAGAUCGAGGUCCGUGAGGUGGAGAAUGAACCCAUCUUCAAGGGGCCUCCGCGACAGGUUCCUGGGGCACCGGUGGGCGGCCCAACGAUGCAGCGACAGCCACUUCGGCCUCUGACCCACGUCGUCAACGUCAACCUUGCCGCCAAUCGUGACACAACCACGAAAAACGAGAAGCCGGCGAAGGCCUUUGCUGUCUACUCGGACAAAAACAAAGCGUCCAUCGGUGCGAAACCCGUCCCACAGAAGUCGUCUCCUCUGAAGCGCACGGCUGAUGCAUCAUUCCUGACGUCUACUCGUCCUCCUAAAAUCUCGCGUCCCACACCUAACUUUAUCCGGCGAGGUCCAGAGUGUCAACCUCUGGGCAUGGAUAAAUCGUCGAUCGAAACCCUGGUUGAGAAAAAAGUCUCCGAGAUUCUUGCAGCUCGGGCUCUCAACGCACCAAACCCUGCUCCUCAAAAAUCCAUAUCUGAAGAAGUUCAGCGGCGAUUAGACAGUAUUGAGAAGAGGCUGGAAGGUCAAGAUGGCGAACGGGCAGAAGGACUCAGUUACCUGUUCAUGGCCAAGCAGCAUCAAGCCCGCGGGGAGCUUGGGAGCGCGCUGAAGAUGUAUGAACUGGCCAGGCCAUAUUUCCCAGACAAUGAGAAGUUGAAGGGCAAGAUUGAGCGGCUCCGGGAGAGACUUGCCGCGCAAAAGACAGAGUCAAGCGAGACAGCGCCAGCUGUAGACGACGAGUUUACCCGUUCGGGCGAACUUGCCAGAAGGAAGACUUCCCGUAGCAAUGACGAGGGCGAUGAAAGCUACCAGGAUGACGACAACGGGGGUUCGGCUUACCACGAGAGUGACGAGGAUGAAGACGCUCAUCGGUCGCGUCCAAAGAAACAAUCCAAGCAACAGAAACGCAGGGCAAGGGCAUCAUCGCCGGAUCCCCUGGCGCAGCAGACCUCCUCAGAGCUCAGUGCUGCGGUGACGCCCCGAACACAUCACCUCCUAAAAGUCAUCAACACGCGGGAUAUCACGAAAAUCAAGACGUUACAUGGGCUGGGCGCAAAGCGUGCAGAGGGGAUUGUGGAAUACCUCAACGAACAAGGGGCCGACGGGGCUGGGGAGGUCUUUGUGCGAAGCUGGAAUGAUCUGGCCAAGUUGAAGGGGAUCGGAAAGAAGACCCUGGAGACGAUGAGGGAAGGAGUCCAGGUGGCUUUAUGA